GCAUUUCUCCCCGCUCUUGACCGCGGCCGCUGCUGUUCUCUGGCACCAAUCUCUUGCGUCUCUGCGCUAUUGGUGAAAUCCGCCUUCGUUCAACCCAUUCAAGGCGAGAUGAUGGCCUCGGAGAAGUACGACCAGGGCGCGUCCCCUAUUGCGCCCGCGCUCGCUCCCGCACUUGGUGCCUCCUCGGAUUUGGAAAAGGGAAGGAAAGAAAAACCGGUCCAACAUUGGAAGCAAGGUGAAGAGCUUGUUCUUCCUAAAAACCGGAUGAGGCUUGUAUUCCCGGGCUUGAUGUGCUGUGUCUUCCUCGCUGCCUUGGAUCAGACGAUCGUUGCCACUGCUCUGCCAACUAUCGUAGCGAAACUUGGUGGCGGCAAGGAUUACAGUUGGGUUGGGACCGCGUACCUCCUGGCGUCCUCCGCCUUGUCCCCUAUCUACGGCAAAUUGUCCGACUUGAUCGGCCGUAAACCAAUCUUGUUUACCUCCAUCGCCAUCUUCCUUCUCGGUUCCGCGUUAUGCGGUGCGGCCCAAAACAUGACAUGGUUGGUUGUUGCCCGCGCGGUCCAAGGUAUUGGAGGCGGUGGGAUCAUUCAAUUGGUCCAAAUCACUAUCUCGGAUAUCGUGUCAUUGCAGGAUCGUGGCAAGUAUGGAGGAUAUAUCGGUGCCACAUGGGGGAUUGCCAGCGUCAUAGGCCCUUUGCUUGGUGGUGUUUUUACUGACCACGUUACUUGGCGAUGGUGCUUCUUCAUCAAUCUACCCACCGGCGGUGUCGGAUUCCUCCUCCUGUUCCUCUUCUUGAACCUGAACCCACAUCAGGGAAGGAGCUGGAGGGAGCACGCCAGGGAAUUCGACUUCCUCGGGCUUGCUCUGCUCAUUGCUGGGGUGGUCUUAAUUCUGCUCGGCUUCAACUUCAGCGAAAAUAGCUGGGACACUCCGGAGUGUAUCGCUCCCCUGGUCAUCGGAGUCGUUCUCUUGGUUGCCGCGUCAGCGAACGAGUUGUUGACGAAGCGGUCCCCCAUCAUCCCGCCUCGUCUGUUCAAGACGCGUACAACAGCGCUCAUCCUAAUUUCCGUGUUCUUGCAUGGAUUCGGUUUCUUCGCUGGCGCAUACUACCUGCCGGUAUACUUCCAGGUCCUCGGCUCUUCUGCUACCAAUGCCGGCGUCCGGAUGCUUCCGUUCUCUCUCGGCUCCGCCGCAAUGUCUAUUGUUUCCGGCCAGAUCGUCUCUCGCACAGGGCGGUGGCGGCCCGUCAUGUGGAUUUCCUGGGCUAUCAUGACCCUUGGCUGGGGACUCAUGAUAAUGCUUGACGAUACCGCGAAUAACGCUGAACGGGAGGUGUAUCCACUCAUUGCCGCGAUUGGCAUCGGAUGUCUGUUCCAGACCCCGCUGAUUGCUCUUCAAGCCGCGAUGCCCCUAAAGGACAUGGCGACGAGCACUGCUGCAUUCGUAUUGAUUAGGACAAUCGGUGGUACCGUCGGUAUCUCUGUUGGACAAGCCAUUAUCUCUAGCGAAUUGCGCCGACGUGUUGCAAAGAUACCUGGUCUCACAAUCGACACCUCCCCAGCGUCAUUGACUGACCUUGUCAGACAAAUCCCACACCUAUCGAACAUACCUGAGCGAGUAGCAUUGACACACGCUUACACGAAAUCUAUCAGCACAAUCUGGCUUGUCAACACCCCAGUCAUGGGUGUCGGGUUCUUCCUCGUGCUCUUCCUCCGCGCGUACACGCUCAAGCGCGUGGUGCGCAAGGCUGGAGACGAGCCGCAAUCCAGGGCGGCAGAUAUCGAGUCUCGGGCACCGACAGAUCUGUCUGCCGCCGCGCCCGCAGCUGGCGUCGAGACCGUGUCUCGCGACGACGCCGCGACGGAGGGUACCGUUCAUGGUUCCGAUGAGAAGAGCGACGAGAAGAACGAGAAGGGUUCCGACAACUGAUCGGUGCAUGUUUCUGCUACAGGGGUUAUGGUGAUACCGCGCAUUGUUUGGUGGCUUUACGAGAGGGUUGGUCGAGUGAGUUGAAUGGCUGAUAACGACACGCGACACCACAACAUAUUGUAUAUCAUACUAGACAGCAUAGAUGUUCGCCGCGGAUGAUCUCGCGCUACCAUCGCGCAUUCGACACUAUAUGACGCUUUACGAUUUCAAUAAUGUCCGUGCCUCAUCGUCACUUUCUUCAUGGGUAGUAGUGUCGUAGUAUAGUUCUGGUUGGCCCGGGGCGGAUUGUCUUGUAUCAACGGUUCCUUGCAUAUCGCAACCCAUACUCGCAUUGGCUUCAAUUAUAACCCC
Messenger RNA from Dichomitus squalens LYAD-421 SS1, 2280 nucleotides. RefSeq names its product MFS amino acid permease. The transcript is spliced from 18 exons. Gene Ontology annotation, cellular component: membrane. Gene Ontology annotation, biological process: transmembrane transport. The coding region runs from base 109 to 1929 and encodes 606 amino acids. NCBI's taxonomy places the organism in Eukaryota, Fungi, Basidiomycota, Agaricomycetes, Polyporales, Polyporaceae. The record is from RefSeq and is a predicted model, not a curated record. Gene Ontology annotation, molecular function: transmembrane transporter activity.